Molecule: messenger RNA, 1245 nt
Organism: Anopheles marshallii
Lineage: Eukaryota; Metazoa; Arthropoda; Insecta; Diptera; Culicidae
Product: beta-1,3-glucan-binding protein-like
Exons: 3
Coding region: 1-1245 (414 amino acids)
Biological process (GO): carbohydrate metabolic process
Molecular function (GO): hydrolase activity, hydrolyzing O-glycosyl compounds
Source: RefSeq, a predicted model, not a curated record
AUGCGUUCGUUUUUCGACCGAAGAACGAUCCCGCUGCUGGUCAUCAUCGUGGGACUGUCGGCGGCACUGAUUGCCGUUUGCAUCGAUGCGUACGCUGGUGAUUCGGAUGAUGAAGAUCGUCCAAAGCAACCCGAUGAUCAGGCACCGCUGGAAUGCGACCAGGCGUCAGUCACUACAGCGAGCGGUGCGUUCGUGAAGCACAGUGCCUUCUGUUCGGGAGAUCUGAUCUUUGAGGAUAACUUCGAUCGGUUGGAUUUGGAACGGUGGCAACAUGAGCAUACGCUUAGUGGAGGUGGUAACUGGGAGUUCCAGUACUACCUAAACAGUCGACGCAAUUCCUACGUGAAGGAUGGCAUUUUCUUCAUCCGUCCAACGCUGAUAGCAGACGAGCAAGGCGAAGGGUUUCUCUCGAGUGGAACUUUGAGCAUCCACGGUGGUACACCGUACGAUUUUUGCACAAAUCCAUCAGACUACGGCUGUGAGCGACAGGGCAGUCCAACGAAUUACCUGAACCCGAUCAAGAGUGCCCGCAUCCGGACGAUCAACUCGUUCAACUUCCGGUACGGAAAGGUUGAAAUCCGUGCCAAGCUCCCGACCGGUGACUGGCUGUGGCCGGCCCUUUGGCUGAUGCCGAAGCUGAACCAGUACGGUACGUGGCCCGCAUCGGGUGAAAUCGAUCUGAUGGAAAGCCGUGGCAAUCUCGACUACAGUGUUAACGGUAAUCAGUUGGGUGUGGAACACGUCGGUACCACCUUACACUUCGGUCCGUACCCGGGACUGAACGGGUACGAAAUGGCAACAUCCGCUAAGUACUCACCGUCCGGGCAGGGUUUCAAUAAGGAUUUCCAUCGCUACCAGCUUGAGUGGACGCCAGACUAUAUGCGAUUCUUGGUAGACGACGAGCAGGUGAUGCAGGUGAACGGUAACUUUUGGGAGCUGGGUCGUUUCGGUGAACGGGAUCCCAAUGCGCACAAUCCUUGGGUUACCGGUGGUAAGAUGGCACCGUUCGAUCAGGAGUUCUACAUCAUCUUAAACCUGGCAGUUGGUGGAACGAAUGGAUACUUCCCCGAUACGCCACCGGCAGUUAACGCUAAUGGUAACAAACCAUGGGUAAACCCAUCCUCUACCGCGUUCCGCGAUUUCUGGUUGGGCCGAACGGACUGGCUGCCAACGUGGAAGCUGGAGGAGAACGAUAGUGUCGAAGCAUCGCUGCAGGUGGAUUAUGUGCGGGUCUGGGCAUUAUAA